Molecule: messenger RNA, 2389 nt
Organism: Coregonus clupeaformis (lake whitefish)
Lineage: Eukaryota; Metazoa; Chordata; Actinopteri; Salmoniformes; Salmonidae
Product: GMP synthase [glutamine-hydrolyzing]
Exons: 16
Coding region: 202-2277 (691 amino acids)
Biological process (GO): GMP biosynthetic process
Cellular component (GO): cytosol
Molecular function (GO): GMP synthase (glutamine-hydrolyzing) activity; ATP binding; GMP synthase activity
Source: RefSeq, a predicted model, not a curated record
AGGCAUUGAGUGAAGUGGUCGGACAGUGCACGGUCAUAGAAAGCCAUCCAGCUAGCGGGUACUGUAGCUACGGAAGCGCUAGUUAGCACACAUUUUCGUCAGCGGUCGGCGCACCAACUCAGCGAGCAACCACUAGUCUCUCUCUGUUGCGUACAAUAUCUGGAAGACCGAGGACGAGAGUUCAUUCCGCUACAGUCAUCAAUGGCUCUGUGCAACGGAGAUACCAAGCUGAACAUCAGCAACGUUGAGCCUCAGAAUGGUUCAUGUGAGGGGGCGGUGGUCAUCCUGGAUGCUGGGGCUCAGUACGGCAAGGUGAUUGACAGGCGGGUCAGAGAGCUGUUUGUCCGCUCAGAGAUCCUCCCACUAGAGACGCCAGCCUUCGCCAUCAGAGAACAAGGCUUCAGAGCGAUCAUCAUCUCUGGUGGUCCUAACUCUGUGUAUGCUGAGGAUGCCCCUUGGUUUGACCCUGCCAUAUUCACCAUUGGAAAGCCUGUCCUGGGUAUCUGCUAUGGAAUGCAGAUGAUGAAUAAAGUUUUUGGAGGCACAGUACACAGGAAGAGUGUGAGGGAGGAUGGCGUGUUCAACAUCGGACUGGACAACACCUGCUCUCUCUUCAGGGGCCUGAAGAAGGAGGAGCUGGUGCUGUUGACUCAUGGGGACAGUGUGGACAAGGUGGCCGAUGGCUUCAAGGUGGUGGCCCAGUCAGGGAGCAUCAUUGCAGGUAUUGCCAACGAGCAGAAGAAGCUGUAUGGGACCCAGUUUCACCCGGAAGUGGACCUGACAGAGCGGGGCACAGAGAUAUUACGUAACUUCCUGUUUGAGAUCGCCGGCUGCACCUCCAACUUCACUGUCCAGAACCGCCAGCAGUCCUGUAUCACAGAGAUUCAGGAGAAAGUUGGCAAGUCCAAAGUGCUGGUUCUGCUGAGUGGCGGGGUAGACUCCACGGUGUGUACGGCCCUGCUGAACAAAGCUCUGAACCAGGAGCAGGUGAUCGCGGUGCACAUCGACAACGGCUUCAUGAGGAAGAGAGAGAGCCAGAGCGUUGAGGAGGCCCUCACCAAACUGGGCAUCAACCUCAAAGUGGUGAACGCAGCACACACCUUCUAUAACGGCACGACGACCCUGCCCAUCUCCGACGAGGACCGGACGCCACGGAAACGCAUCAGCAAGACCCUCAACAUGACCACCAACCCUGAGGAGAAGAGGAAGAUUAUCGGAGACACCUUCGUCAAGGUGGCCAAUGAGGUGAUAGGGGAGAUGAACCUGAAGCCGGAGGAGGUGUUCCUAGCCCAGGGCACCCUGAGGCCAGACCUCAUAGAGAGUGCUUCUCACCUCGCCAGCGGCAAGGCAGAGGUCAUCAAAACACACCACAACGACACAGAGCUCAUCCGCAAGCUCAGAGACGAGGGAAAAGUCAUUGAGCCGCUGAAGGACUUCCAUAAGGAUGAGGUACGGGCACUUGGCAGAGAACUGGGACUGCCAGAGGACAUCGUCUGUCGACACCCUUUCCCUGGGCCUGGCCUGGCCAUCAGAGUGAUAUGUGCAGAUGAGCCCUACAUCUGUAAGGACUUUGCUGAGACCAACAAUAUCCUCAAGAUCAUCACAGACUUCUCUGCCAUGGUCAAAAAGCCCCACACGUUGCUGCAGAGAGUGAAGUCGUGUAUAUCAGACGAGGAGGAGGAGAAACUCCUGCAGAUCACCAGUCUCCAUUCACUCAAUGCCUUCCUGCUUCCAAUCAAGACUGUUGGAGUCCAGGGUGACUGUCGGUCCUAUAGUUAUGUGUGUGGGGUCACCAGUAAAGAGGCUCCACACUGGGAAUCACUGAUGUUCCUGGCCAGACUCAUCCCUCGCAUGUGCCACACCAUCAACAGAGUUGUGUAUGUAUUUGGGUCCCACGUGAAGGAGCCUCCCACAGACAUCACCCCCACCUUCCUUACCACAGGCGUUCUCAGCACACUCAGACAGGCAGACUUCGUGGCUCACUCCAUCCUCAGAGAGUCUGGUUACUCUGGUAAGAUCAGUCAGAUGCCGGUCAUCCUGACCCCUCUGCACUUUGACCGCGAUUCCUCACAGAGGCAGCCGUCCUGCCGGCGCUCUGUGGUCGUCAGAACCUUUAUCACCAGCGACUUCAUGACCGGGAUACCUGCCACGCCCGGAAACCACAUCCCUGAAGAGGUAGUGCUGAAGAUGGUGAAUGAGAUCAAGAAGAUCCCUGGCAUCUCCAGGGUGAUGUUUGACCUGACCUCCAAACCUCCCGGCACCACAGAGUGGGAGUAGAGCUUGUGGGGAGAGCGAGAGAAGGGAGGAGUGGUGAGCUCCUCUCUUCCUCCUCUUCUCCUCCUCCUUUCAUUCCUUCUCCUAACACCUCCACACUCCACUGGCCUGCAAC